Mercenaria mercenaria is the source of this 3291-nucleotide messenger RNA. Its product is annotated as serine-rich adhesin for platelets-like. NCBI's taxonomy places the organism in Eukaryota, Metazoa, Mollusca, Bivalvia, Venerida, Veneridae. Bases 220 to 2787 code for a protein of 855 amino acids. The transcript is spliced from 19 exons. The record is from RefSeq and is a predicted model, not a curated record. Gene Ontology annotation, molecular function: metalloendopeptidase activity. Gene Ontology annotation, biological process: proteolysis.
UUCAACGGAACAGUUGAAAAAGUUUCAAGUGAAGUUGACAUGGAAAGGACAUAGUGGAGAAAAUUAGAAUAAUUUUGUCUCAUUAAGUGUUUCUCAAACCAUGGAAAAAUUCUAAAGCCAUCGUUGAAAUUUCAAGUUAUUGAGUAAAAAGGAGAACACUUUCGAAAGUAGGUUGUCGCAGAAUGUAGACAAGUCACAAUUUCUACACAUGUUAAAGGGAUGGAGAUUCUGUUGAAUAUACUAUGUCUGAUUGCCUUGAUUUCUGUGGUUGGUUUCAAUAUAAGGACAGCGACUGCUUUUCCUCAUUAUGCAACGGAAAAUGCAAAACCUGGUACAGUUGAGGUAAAGACCAUCGACACUGGCGCAAGGCAAAGACGGUCUGUGGACGCAUUUCCGGAUGAACUCGACGUUGAAUUGUCAACAGAUGAAAUGCAUAUAAGUUUACAUCAUUUAAAAAGAAAUUUUGAUAUUCCUAAUGAAUUUCCCGUCCACCUUAUGAGGAAUGGUGAAGUGAAGCAAUACAGCUUCGAGAGUAAACGGAAAGUUGCUUAUUAUUUCGAUACUACAUCUGGUGCCGCUUUUAUGGCAUGGCCUAAAUCUGAACAGAACGGGACUGCUGAGGAAUUUGAUCUUUAUGGAACGUUUAUCUCCGAUAACAAUGAAGAAUAUUUUGUCCAGCCACCAAAAGAUAAGCAAAGUUCGUAUACAGUCUUGAAGAUUUCUGAGAAGAAGACAACAGUUUCGGACUAUGUCACGUUAUUACAUACUGAUGUCAAGAUAAUGCAAGACAAAGUGGACAACCGUAGAAAUGCUAACAAUCCUACAAAAAGAGAAAGAAGGCAGACAACAACUUAUGAAAUAGAAAUAUUCUUUGUUCUAGACUAUGCUAUAUAUCAAGAAUGGUAUGCCACAACAGAAGGUCAGGCAGACAGAGAAUCAGCAACUAUAGAAUACAUGACACAGUUUACCGCUUUCCUAUUAAAUGCAAUCAAUCUCCGAUAUCAAACUGUCACUAACUAUGGUUAUACCAUCAGAUGCCUUUUUGCCGGGAUUUACAUCGCAGAUACUCCAGAUAGAGCACCCUUUGUCGAAAAUAAUUUAUACCCUUUUGGGUUUGUUGCGGACGAAGUUCUAGCCGCAUUCAAAGAGUGGGGAGAGACCAACUUAGUAACUGCUAACUACGACCAUGCAAUGUUCUUUUCCGGGUAUGAGAUGGGUAGAAAUAAUACUGGAGUAUUUGAUAAUGCCACAGCAGGACUGGCAUACUAUCCAUCAUAUAACGAAGGAGGCGGACUAGACGAACCCGGAGUGUGUGGAAGCUUAAGAUAUUCUAUCAACGAAGGUGGAGGCUUAAAUCCAUUCAUGGCGACUGUUGGAGCACAUGAACUUGGUCACAAUCUUGGGUCAUCUCACGACGGUUCAUCAAAUGAUUGCAGUGGUGGAUAUGUAAUGUCAGCGUCUGGUGGUGUGAGCAAUGAUACCGCCGACAACCUUCUUUUGUGGAUAUUUUCGUCAUGCUCCCAGGACUCUUUUGAUGUGUAUAUCAACGACUUGAAUGGCGCUCUAGAAAACUGUAUGACAAGUCGACAGGCAACCAAUGCUAACGACCUUGACCCUUACGUGAAUGACACUGCUGGUCAAAUAUAUGGCCCUGAUGUUCAGUGCGAAAGGAUGGAGGGGCAAGGGUCAUAUUUGUCUAGGAGCUACCUCGACAAUGAUUAUUCCAACUUGUGUGCUAAAAUGCCGUGUUCAGCUACAGCUAACGAUGGAUCAGUUUUCUUUCAAAUACCCUGGGAAGGUACAACGUGUGGGGUUGGUAAGGUUUGUCAGUCAGGAUUGUGUGUCGAGUCUCCGUCAGCCCCACAAGAAGGCAACGAAACUUGUCUAUUUGGAGAUGUUCCGUACAAUGUGCCAGGGCAGUCUUCCAACUGUAGAGACUUAUUAGGAAGCGAUACAGCCUCUUACAAAUGUUAUAUAGACAGUUACAGAGAAAGUUGUUGUGCCACGUGUGAGGAGAUAAAACAAAACAACACAGCAUACACAGACUGCGAAUAUGGUGACAGAUACAGCAAUUGUGACGAUUUAACUGACACAAAUCUUUUCCAAUGCAACGACACAGAUUUUCGAGCUGGCUGUUGUAAAUCGUGUGUGGAUAAAGCCCUAGAUAUUCCAGACUGCGAAUAUGGUGACAGAUACAGCAAUUGUGACAAUUUAACAGACUCAAAUCUUUUCGCAUGCAACGACACAGAUUUUCGAGAUGGCUGUUGCAAAUCAUGUGCAGAUAAAGCCCUAGAUAUUCCAGGUUGUCCGUACGGAGACAGAUAUAGUAAUUGUGCUACAUUAUCCUGCAGCUCAUUUCCUGUCGAUUGUUGUCAAACAUGUGCGCCUUCUACAACUUCCACAACAACGGCAACACCAACAACAACCACGAGUCCUACAACAACUACAACAACUCCUACAACAACUACAACAACUCCUACAACAACUACAACAACUCCUACAACAACUACAACAACUCCUACAACAACUACAACGCCUUCAACAACAACCACGAGUCCUACAACAAUUACCACAACUACAACAACUCCUGCAAUAACCACAACGCCUACAACAACAACCACAACGAGUUCAACAACAACUAUUACUCUUACAACAACAAAUUCUACCACAACUCCUACACCAACUACCACUGAAAGUUCAGCAACAACAACUAGACGCUCAUCCAUUCACUUCAGAACAUUAAUUGUAGUAUGGAUAUUUAUGGAAUACCGGGAUUGUCUGAUGUGAUCAACUAUAGUUUCAUUUACAUGUUUACAGCUGUGACAGUCAGUUUGCUCUACUGUCUUGUCUAUUGACCAUAUUAUCUUGUCAAACAGAGAUUUCAUUUUGUAAACAUUUGUAUUAACUUGUUUAAAUCUGUGACUGUUAUUUUGUCCAUUUGCUAUACUGUCUUGUCUAGUUUUGUUUUGUCCAUUUGCUAAACUGUCUCGUAUACUGACCAAAUUAUCUUGUCAAAAGGACAUGUCAUUAUGUUUACAUACAGUAUUAACUUAUUUAAAGAUGUGUUAUUUCGUCUGUUCGUUUUACUGUCUUGUUUACUGACCAUUUUAUCUUGUCAAGCGGACAUGCCAUUAUGUUAAGAUACAGUAUUAACUUGUUUAAAGAUGUGUUUACAUGUUUAAAGGUGUGUUAUUUUGAGCGUUUCCUAUACUGUCUUGUCUACAGACUAUAUUAUCAUGUCAAACGGACAUGUAAGUAUGUUUACAUACAGUAUAAAAUUGUUUAAAAUCG